AUGGGACGUUCAUUGUUGAGAGGCUUUACUGCUGCCCUGGGCUUGGCCCUUGGUGUGUCGGCUACUUGUCAGGAAGUCUAUGACUAUAUCGUCGUGGGCGGAGGACCAGCAGGAAUCAUCACUGCUGAGAGGCUGGCCGAGGCCCAAAAGAAGGUUCUCUUGAUUGAGCGAGGAUCCGGACCAACGGCCGCAACUGGAUCGAACCACACUCUCAGCUGGAACGACACCUUGACCGAGAUUGACGUUCCUGGCCUGUCGGCUGACAUUGGCGGUCUCGAUGUUUGGACCGAAUACAUUUGCUCCGACGUGCCCAAUUAUGCAGCCUGCGUGUUGGGAGGUGGUGUUACCGUCAACUACAUGGUCUUUGUGCACCCUCCCGCUCACGACUUUGAAAAGUGGCCAAAGGGUUGGAACUGGGAUGAUGUCGCUUCCGCUGCCGAAAGACUGUACGAGCGCAACCCCGGAACGACAUUGCCCUCGGCCGACGGCCAGAGAUAUGACCAACAAUUGUACUCGAUCCUGUCCAACUUUUUCGACAACCUCGGCUGGAAGUCUGUCGACAUGAGCGAGCAGCCCGACGAAAAGUUCGAGGUCUACAGUUACCCUGCCUGGAACAUCAAGGAUGGCAAGCGUGCCGGCCCGGUCCGCACAUACCUGCCUCUGGCCGAGGAACUCGACAACUUUACUCUUCAGCUCCACACCAAGGUUCUCGGACUCGUGCGAUCCGGCUCCCAGGUGACUGGUGUCGAGGUCGAGACUAGCAACGGCACACGCAAGACUAUUGGACUUGCCGAGGGCGGAAGAGUCGUCCUGUCUGCUGGUGCCUUGUCCACUCCCCGUAUUCUGUACAACUCUGGCAUCGGACCCCAGGCCCAGCUCAUGAACGUCAGUGUCAGCAACGUUUCCACUCUUCCUCCCCAGGACCAGUGGCUUGAUCUGCCUGUUGGCGCCACCCUGAUGGACCACCCCAUCUUUGCCAUCCAGGUCCAGACCAACGGAACCUUUGGCAUGGCCGACUUUGACGCCAUUCUCAACGGCACAGAUGCCUCUGUUGAGCCGUACGAGACUAUCAACUCGGGUCUUCUCACCGAGGGCAAGCACCGUGCCAUCUUCUUCACGUCCAACGUCGGAGCCGACAACAUUACUCGCUACUACCAGGGCUCGUGUGCUCCUACUGGCGAGGGCAUCUUUACCAUCACCUCUUACAUGACUCACGGUCUUACCUCGUCCGGAUCUCUGGGCAUUGACACCAACGGCAACACCAUUGUCACUUCGAACCCCUACAUGCAGACGGCCGGCGAUCAGCAAGCCGCCAAGAUGUUUAUCCAGUCCAUGGUGGACGCCAUCACCGCUCCUGGUACAGGUCUGACACUGAUCUCUGCCACCAACACCAGUGCUAUUUACGAGACUCUCACCAUUGGUGACCACUUUGUCGGUACCGCCAAGAUGGGUACCGAUGAUGGCCGCAAGAACGGUACCUCGGUGGUUGACACCAACGCCAAGGUGUACGGAAUGGACAACCUGUUCAUCACUGACGCCAGUAUCCACCCUGACCUUCCUACCGGUAACCUCCAGGCUACUGUCAUGGUUGCCGCCGAGGCAGCUGUUGCCAAGAUCUUGGCUUACGAGUAA
Messenger RNA from Pestalotiopsis fici W106-1, 1632 nucleotides. RefSeq lists its product as uncharacterized. The record is from RefSeq and is a predicted model, not a curated record. NCBI's taxonomy places the organism in Eukaryota, Fungi, Ascomycota, Sordariomycetes, Amphisphaeriales, Sporocadaceae. Bases 1 to 1632 code for a protein of 543 amino acids. Gene Ontology annotation, molecular function: flavin adenine dinucleotide binding; oxidoreductase activity, acting on CH-OH group of donors. The transcript has 2 exons.